Molecule: messenger RNA, 986 nt
Organism: Rhinichthys klamathensis goyatoka
Lineage: Eukaryota; Metazoa; Chordata; Actinopteri; Cypriniformes; Leuciscidae
Gene: amn1
Product: antagonist of mitotic exit network 1 homolog (S. cerevisiae)
Exons: 7
Coding region: 78-827 (249 amino acids)
Biological process (GO): SCF-dependent proteasomal ubiquitin-dependent protein catabolic process
Cellular component (GO): SCF ubiquitin ligase complex
Molecular function (GO): protein binding
Source: RefSeq, a predicted model, not a curated record
CAAACAAGAAAAAAAUUAUCGUAUUUUCCUCGUGAUAUCCUAGCGGUUAGAUAAACAACGCGGAAAGCGACCAAAUCAUGGCUACCGUAGAUUCUCUUAUGAGCUUGUGUGCUUUUAUUGUUGCACAGCAGUGUGAGAAGUAUGAUGAGAUCAGGAUGUUACCUGCUGCCGUUAAAGACAGAUUAUUACGAAUAAAGAUGUCGUCUGGCACGGUCACCGACUCCAACAUCAGCCAGCUCGUGCACGCUGGAACUCACACACUGGAUCUGCUGAACUGCAUGGUGUCAGACUCUGCGCUUAAACAAAUCAACUGUCUGCAGUUGAGGACAAUACUGUUAAAAGGCUGUGCAGAAAUCACAUCUGAGGGUGUAGAGGUGUUGGCGUCCCGCUGCCCCUGUCUUCAGGUAGUUGAUCUCACAGGCUGUACGGCUGUGACAGAUUCAGGGAUUCAAGCUCUGGCUUUACACUGCAAAUGUUUAGAAGUGAUUUCGCUCCGUGGCUGCACUGCUCUCAGUGAUAAAGCCCUGCUGGAGCUGGGGACGAACUGCAGAAGGCUGCACAGCAUUUACUUUUCUAGGACAAAGGUAACUGAUCAAGGGGUCAUUGGACUUGCGACAGGAGUUUGUUCACAUAGCCUUAAGGAGUUACAGAUGGUACAAUGUCACAAUUUGACUGAUCUGGCUGUGACUGCUGUUCUUGCAAACUGUGCAAACAUCAGAAUUUUCAAUUUCCAUGGAUGUCCCCUGAUGACAGAUGAGUCAAGGGAGGCACUACAAAACCUUAUUGGCCCCGACAAGAUCCGACAAGUUUCUUGGACUGUGUACUGAAUGUGAUUAACUGAACUGAACUGAUCUACAGCACACCAACUUUAUUGUCAUACAUGUAAUGCACACAUCCAGGAAUAUAAACAUCAUCCUUUUUUAAAUUGACUAAAUUGUCAAUGUUUGAGGUAUAAAAAAAAAGAUAAAAUCUGUUUUACAGCGUUU